Molecule: messenger RNA, 3672 nt
Organism: Paramisgurnus dabryanus
Lineage: Eukaryota; Metazoa; Chordata; Actinopteri; Cypriniformes; Cobitidae
Source: RefSeq, a predicted model, not a curated record
AUGGGUCCCGAUGUCAGACAGUUUGUGUUAGCCUGUCAGGUUUGUGCCCGUAAUAAGGCCUCUCAUCAAGCCCCUAUUGGUCUGCUUAAACCGUUACCCAUUCCCUCUCGCCCUUGGUCUCAUAUCGCCAUUGAUUUUGUGACCAAUUUGCCUAAUUCUAAGGGAAACACUGUUGUUUUGACCAUUGUUGACCGCUUCUCCAAGGUGGCUCACUUUGUCCCUUUGCCCAAGCUUCCCACUGCCAAGGAAAACGCCCAGGCGACCAUGGGGUUUCAGCCUCCUUUGUUCCCAUCCCAAGAACCUGAUGCGGUGGUUCCGUCUGCGCUGGCUUUCGUCCGUUGUUGCAAACGUACCUGGAGGAAAGCUAGAUUUACAUUAUGCCAGGUAUCCAGACGAACCAAAGCCGCGGCCGACCGUCACCGUAGACCCGCGCCCCGUUUUAUCUGUGGGCAGAAAGUAUGGCUUUCGUCCAAGGAUCUACCUCUCCAUGAGCCCUCUCGCAAGCUGGCUCCAUGGUUCCUUGGGCCAUACAGCAUAGUUAAGGUUAUCAAUCCCGUGAUGGUCAGGCUCAGAUUGCCCCCAGCUCUCGGUCGGGUUCAUCCUGUAUUCCAUGUGUCCAAGCUUAAACCUGUUUAUUUUUCCCACUUUAAUCCUGUUCCCUCUGCCCCCACCCCUCCCACCCCUCAGCUUGUUUAUGGCGCUCCCGUUUACAUGGUUAAAUCUUUAUUGGAUGUGCUUCGCCGGGGCAGGGGAUUUCAAUAUCUUGUAGACUGGGAGGGCUAUGGUCCGGAGGAGAGGUGUUGGGUACUGGCCUGGGACAUCCUGGACCCUGGGCUGAUAGAGGAUCUCCGCCAGCGAGGGGUUCCACACGUGCGCGCCUCCCACCUGUUGAUCUCAUUAUCUCCGACUCUUCUUACCAGCGUCACACACCUGAAUUCAAUUAUUUGCCCAAUCCGAUUCCCCGUUCCUUUAUACUCUCUAGUGGAUUUAUACCCUGUCAUCGCCUUCUCGCUGCUGGAUUGUGUAUCAUCUCUGAUCUCUCGCUCACUCGGCAGAAGUGACACAGCCGAGUUUUGCGCUCUCACUCUGCACUCUCUCACCAUCCACCACCACCUCACGGACUUUCCCAUUGGCUUAUGGAACUGCCAACCUGCGGUAAACAAAGCUGAUUUCAUUACUGCUAUUGCUUGACAUUCUGGCCUUUGUUUUGCACUUACUGAGACCUGGAUUAAACCAGAGGACACUGCUACUCCGGCUGCCCUCUCCAACAACUACACCUUCUCCCACAGUCCUCGCACAACAGGAAGGGGUGGAGGGACCGGUCUGCUCAUUCCAAAAGACUGGAAAUUCCAACAGCAAACACCUUCAUGUGACAGCAGCUCUUUCGAGUCGCAUGUUGUUAGUAUCAUCCACCCUAUUAAAAUCAAUUUUUUUGUUAACUAACGCCCCCAAGGUCAACUUGGACACUUCUUGGAGGAGUUGGAUGUACUUCUGUCUUAAUUCCCAAAGGACGGUACUCCUUUAGUAGUACUUGGUGACUUCAAGAUCCAUCUUGAGAAACCACAGGCAGCGGAGUUCAACACCCUGACUGCGUUGUUUGACUUCAAGUGAGUCCCAACUUCACCUACCCACAGGUCAAGUAAUCUUUUAGAUCUUAUCUACACUCGCUGCUGUUCCACUUACCACAUUCAGGUCACCCCACUACACACAUUCGAUCACUUCCUCCUCACUCUUGAGCUUGACCUAACUCCCCCACUCACUGCACACCCUCCCCCAUUGGUCACGUUCCGGGGCAACCUGCGCACGCUCUCUCCCUCCCGCUUAUCUUCUGUGGUCUCUUCCACACUCCCCCCUCCCAACCAACUCUCUCUGUUAGAUACAAAUAAUGCAACCGACACUCUAUGCUCCACUCUUACAUCCUGCUUAGACAGUUUAUGCCCUCUGACAUCUGUACCGGCCCGGCCUACUCCAUCUGCCCCUUGGCUAUCUGAGGUUCUCUGUGAGCAUUGCUCCAGACAGAGGAAGUGGCGCAAAUCGAAAGAUCCUGCUGACCUCUGUCUCUAUCAGUCUCUUCUUGCCUCCUUCUCCAUGGAUGUCUCUUCUGCUAAGACCCAAUACUAUCACUCUAAAAUCAACACCUCACAUAACUCUCGCACUCUCUUCAGGACCUUCUCCAAUCUUCUUUGUCCACGCCCCACACCUUUAUCUGAAUUAACAGCUGAUGAUUUUACUUCCUUCUUUGUGAAGAGAACGAAUACUAUCAGCAGUCAGUUCUCCGAGCUGCCGCUUCUUGCACAUGCUCAAACUUCUGAGGCAUGCUCGCUUCCCUCCUUCUCUCUCCUGUCUGAAGCAGAUGUUUCCAGGGUCUUUGCUUCUAACCAUCCGACUACCUGCCUGCUAGAUCCCAUACCCACCCAUUUCCUUCAGGCCAUCUCUCCAUUGGUUAUCCCUGCUCUCACCCACAUUAUCAAUUCAUCUCUUUUCACUGGUACCUUCCAUGCAGCAUUUAAAGAUGUCCGGAUAACCCCGCUGCUGAAGAAACCCACACUCAAUCCUGCUAUGCUAGAGAACUACAGACCCAUUUCCCUUCUUCCCUUCAUUGCCAAGAAUCUUUAACGUGUGGUGUCUGACCAGCUCUCCUCUUUCUUCACACAAAAUAACCUCCUGGAUAGCAAUCAGUCUGACACAGCACUUCUAUGGUUCAAGUUAUACCUCUCAGGUAGGUCAUCUCGGGUAUCCUGGAGAGGUGACGUCUCCGAAUGUCUCGAUACCGGGGUGCCUCAAGGCUCUGUGCUUGGACCACUGCUCUUUUUGAUAUACAUAACAUUCCUUGGUUCUGUCAUUUGAAAACAUGGCUUUUCCUACCACUGCUACGUGGAAGACACUCAACUCCACUUGUCGUUCCACCCUGAUGAUCCCACGGUUUCUGCCCGCAUCUCAGCAUGCCUGAGGGACAUCUCACUCUGGAUAAAGGAUCACCAUCUUCAGCUUAACCUUGCAAAGACAGAACUGCUUGUCAUAUCAUCUGAACCAAAGAUUCAGCACAACCUUUUCAUUCAGAUAGAUUCCUCGACCAUCACUCCUUAGGGAGUAGUUAUUGAUGAUCAGCUUAGCUUCACUGAGCAUGCCAGCACCGCUCGCUCUUGUAGAUUCAUCCUCUACAAUAUUAGGAAAAUUAGACCUUUCCUAAAUGAGCAUGUUAUGCAGGUCCAAUUCCAAGCUCUUGUCCUGUCCAGGCUGGACUACUGCAAUGCGCUACUGGCUGGACUUCCAGCCUGCACAACCAGACCACUACAGAUGAUUCAGAACGCAGUGGCAAGAGGGGUCUUCAAUGAGUUUCACAUCACUCCUCUCUUUGUCAAGUUACACUGGCUUCCUAUUGCAGCUCGCAUCAAAUUUAAAGCUCUGCUCCUGGCCUUUAAAACCUCCAACUUACUUUCACUUACUUAUACAGCCUUAUGUACCAUCUUGAUCCCUGCGCUCUGUCACCAAGCGACGGCUUGUGGUGCAUCUCAAAAAAGGGAAAAAACAUUAGCGCAUACCUUCUCAGGAGCUGUUCCACAACUGUGGAAUGAUCUGCCGGUCACGACACAAACUGCUGACUUUGUAGCUGUCUUUAAGAAUCAGCUAAAAACCCAUCCUUCCGCCAUUACCUCAAUUCCUAAUAUAUGA